This is a messenger RNA of Coniophora puteana RWD-64-598 SS2, 352 nucleotides long. RefSeq names its product 40S ribosomal protein S29. The coding region runs from base 28 to 198 and encodes 56 amino acids. The transcript is spliced from 4 exons. Gene Ontology annotation, cellular component: ribosome; cytosolic small ribosomal subunit. Gene Ontology annotation, molecular function: zinc ion binding; structural constituent of ribosome. Lineage: Eukaryota; Fungi; Basidiomycota; Agaricomycetes; Boletales; Coniophoraceae. Gene Ontology annotation, biological process: translation. The record is from RefSeq and is a predicted model, not a curated record.
CUUCAAGACCUCGCCUCAAAAUCAAAAAUGACCCACGACUCCGUUUGGUUCUCUCGCCCAAGAAAGUAUGGCAAGGGCUCCCGCCAGUGCCGCCUCUGCGCUCACCAGGCUGGUCUCAUCCGCAAGUACGGCCUUGACCUCUGCCGUCAGUGCUUCCGUGAGAAGUCGGCCACCAUCGGUUUCGAAAAGAACCGGUGAAGACGCGUAGAGUCGUUGGAAUCUUGCAGCAUUGUUUCUCUCUCAUCGUUCUGGCUAGCUAUCAUCACACCAUGUCUUAUAUGUUGCUAUGAUAUCAUGCAACGAGACUUCACUUCCGUGGACUCGUCCAACUAAGCAAAGUCAUCCAAACAUC